AGCAGAUUUUCGUAUUUCUAGAUGCAGUUUGAAAACUGUGCGUGAGUUUUUGUCGUAACUUUGUUUAUUUCGUCUGUAUUUUUAUAUGAUUUUACUAGAAUGAAUAGGCUGAAGAGAAGUUUAAGUUUAAGGAGUUCUAAAAGGCACAUACCGGAAAGUGUAAGGCCACAAAUUUGGGAGAACGACAGCUACAAAGUACGGAAUGGAGGCGUUAGUUUCCCAGUCAAGUAUGUGGGAUCGAUCGAAGUUACCGAGUCCAGAGGAACACAAGUUUGUGCAGAAGCUUUCCGAAAGAUGAAAGAAGUCGGGACAGGGAAAAAGAAGCGAAUGCAGUUGCUUGUCACGGCAGAUUGUGUACGAGUCGUGGACGAACAAACCAAGUCCCUUGUCAUUGACCAGACGAUUGAAAAAGUGUCAUUUUGUACACCUGAUCCGGGUAACGACAGAGUCUUCUCCUACAUCUGCCGGGAAGGAACUACAAGGAGAUGGAUGUGCCACAGCUUUAUAGCUUUGAGAGACACAGGAGAGCGUCUUAGCCAUGCAGUUGGCUGUGCAUUCACAGCUUGUCUUCAGAGAAAGCAGAAGGCUCAAGCUCUACAGCAGCAACACAAGGAGCAACAACAACAACAGCCCCCAACCCAACAGGGUACCACUGUAGCUGCUGUAACUGGGACACCAGGUGCAGCAAGCACCAUACCAGUAGUUAAUGGCUCCAGUCCUCCAAAUCCACCUGCACAGCAGCCAUCCCCUGGACAAAUGCAACCUUCUGUCCCUGUCCCAUCUACUGUGCCAGCAUCAACCACAGCUCCAAUCGCUGCUGCAACAGUCCCAUCCAGUACGACAACUCCUCCAGUUAAGAAUGGUACUGUGACAACAGGAACACAGCAGUUACCAUCACCAGCUGAGCCAAAGCAAAACAAUGCUGGUACUCCUGUACUAAAACCUCCUCCCUCAGUUGCAAGACCACGUCCACAACCUUUUCACCCUUCACCUUUUACCCGUCACAUGUCACUGAGGUACCGCUCCAAUCCUCUCUCUUUCAUGCCACUACGCAAUGACACAAGUGGCUAUGAAACAUUGACAGAAGAACCAGCAGUUCCACAAUUGCCUCCGACUGUUGAUGCCCUUAUGCUACAGAAAAAUACACCCACUCCAAUUUCAACAUCAUUUGGAACACCAGUCUCUCAAGGUCCUGCAACACAGAACAGUGCUCCAAGUCAACCGCCUUCUAUGUUUAAUGGGAUGAAUACAAACUCAACAUCAACAAUACAAUCAUCCAAUGCUAUACCGAACUUAAGUCAAAGGAGUAAUGUCCCCAAUGCAGUGCCCCCAUUACAGCCAUAUCCUAUUCAGGGGGCAACCCCCCAAGUCAAUGGGUCAGGCUCAUGGAAUGUCUCAAACCAAGUACAGAGGCAGAAACCUCUAUCAGAGGCUGAAAUGUGGCUAGCAUCUGCUUCAGUUGAUACCGCACAGCCAGCCAAGACAGUGCAACCAAAUCAGGGUUUGCUGACUACUGUAAAUCCAUUUGCAGAAACGUCAUCCCAAAUUGAUGCUCUCUCAAAUGCAUGGACACAUGAUCUGCAGUCCACACUGCCUAGUGUGUCAUCACAAGGGACAACUGGCUGGUCGUCAUCAUCUCAGUGGGGAACCAGCACCACACGUCAAACAAAUGGAGAAGAUGACUUUGCAUCAUUCUUUGCUUCAAGGCAAACCAGCCCCCCUCCACAUGCACCCCUCAGUAAGAAAGAUUCCAACCCAUUCACACCAACUCAAGAUCAAGUAUUCUGGGUGUGAUGAGGAAAUUCAUGGACAAGGUGACAUUUUUAGUUCUUAGUGUUCUUAGCAGGAAUUUGUACACAACUUUUUAACAUGGAUAAUGAUUGUUUGAACUUUUCAUCUCUGAGAAAAAAGAAACCAAGCCAAGCCAAGCCAAGCCAAGCCAAAGUGACUGAAGUUAGUGAUGGUGACUGGGAUUUGUGAAACUGAGCAAAAAUUACCGUAAGAGCCAAGUGACUGUCAAAUCAGUUUUGAAAUUGUCCAUCACUGUCAAGUCUUAUUCAGAACCACCUUCACGCAAGUGCAAUCAUGCCAUCCAAUCAGCUCUUAAUUUCAAACAAAAUACUGUACAGAUGGAAUGGUUAUUGGAGGUUUGAAUCACCUUUUGAGCAGCAAUGGUGGAUAUUUACUUAAGAAAAUUUUAACUGCAUUUUCUUUUAAUGAGAUUUUUACAUGUACCAUGUAGUAGUUGCUGAUUUGAGAAUUUAGAAGAAUGGUGUGGGAAAUCAAGAGGUUCUGUAACACUCAACAUAACAAGAAUGUGAAAAUUUAGAAGGCUCAAGAACUUCUCUGGAAGAUAACACAUUCUUAUUUUUUUAAAGUAGUGUUAUUCGUUUUCAAAAGGAAUUUGGGCAAGCUGGAAAUGCAUGAAUGAUGUACGCCUAGUAUCUAAUAUAAUUAUUGUUGAUAGCUCAUAGUGCUUUAACUUCUGUAAGUAUUAUGUUCCAAAAUGUAUAGAAACCUUUUCACAUUACACACUUGGGAUUUUUUUAUUUCUUGCAUUUCACACAUGUAUAUCUCUUAGAUUUUUUGUGAAGUGGAAAUGAGGUUGCAGAGGUUCUCUUUCAUCACAAUAUGGGUAUAUAAAAAUUGUCAUACUUAUAAAUAUGUUAAUUGUACAAAAUAUAGGGUUGAUGUUUCUGAAUUUUACACAAGUGAAGGCCAUGUGAAACGACUUUACAACUGCCUUUGCACUUUAUAACUCUGUUGGCCAAUGAUAUCAUCUUGGGUUUUUAUUGCUUGAGCAUCAGCUACUGCAAAGAGACUUUGAGCUUACUUGUCAAUUAUGCCCCCCAAAAAUGGACAACUUAAAAAAAAAUUUGUUUACCUACGUGCACUUUGUACCAACAGUUAGUACAAAAUCUUUUAACAGCAAAGUUUUAUUUAAAAAUUAGAUAUCCAAGCGCAUUAUUUUUAAGUUGAAUUUAUGACAUGAAAAUGUGGUUUGUGGCAAUUACUUGAAUUAUGUGUGACAAGUCUGUUUGAAGUAUUUCAUGUAUACCAGAAAUUAACUUGGGCAGAAUGAAGAAGCAUAACCUUGUUCCAUGCUUGAUUAAACAUCAUUAGAAUUGUUUAAAAUGAUUCUUUUCAUGAUUUUAGUUUGUUAGACUUGAAGAGUUUAGGAUUUUAACCUAUCAUUUCAGCUGAACAACUGUGUACAGGAUCAAACAGACAUUGCAUUCUUACAAGUUACACUUUUUUUCUCUUGCUGAGUAUGCUGAGAAGUAUGCUGUUGAAAAAUAGAUCUGAUUACACAAGCUUGGUUGGUAUUUUCACUGCUCUGUACUUUUUUUGUCAAGAUAAAUUUUUUCCUGCUUUGAAUGAAGUCAAGCUAGCCUGGAAGAGGUAACCUGGAUUGUGUAGAUUUUGUUACAAAUCACAUAAACACUGCAGACACACUUGCAUAACAGACAAAUAAAUAAAUAACAGAAAAUAAGAGGACGUGUAAGCAGCUCCAUUAGUACAGUCAGAAUAGAUGUUGGUUCCACAAUGGCAAGAUCUUGGCAAAUGGAGCUGUUUUUCACGUAAUUGCAUUUAUUUGGCCAGCCUAGUAUAACAUGCCAAGUCUCUCUUUUUUUAACGAGCCUCUGAGGUAAAAGAAUUUAGUGGCAUAUUAUGUUUAUGUUGCAAAAAGUGAGGAAAAUUCUUCUAAAACAUUAUGUAAUUAUUUGAAGUGCAAUCACUAAUAGUAGUUUUAUUCUAAUAUAAUUUUGUAAUGUUGCCUUCCCUAAUGAGCAUUAUGUUGCACAACUGUCAAAUAGGUAUUUUGCAAUCAGUUAUGUUAUAACUGAUCCUUUGUACUGGAGAUUUUCCACUCAAAUAAUAAUAUAGCUGGUUGAUUGUGGUGUAAAUUCAAAAGCAAUGUUAUUUUAUGUUAUGAAGUCAUGCUGGAUGUGGUGCUUCAAAUCAGAAAGUGGUUAAAAG
Molecule: messenger RNA, 3981 nt
Organism: Pocillopora verrucosa
Lineage: Eukaryota; Metazoa; Cnidaria; Anthozoa; Scleractinia; Pocilloporidae
Product: protein numb homolog
Cellular component (GO): cytoplasm
Source: RefSeq, a predicted model, not a curated record